CUGUAUUGUUUAUCAUUUUGUGGAGCAUGUGUUAGUGACUUAGUGUCCUGUUUUGAUUUGAUUUUGAAUCUUUGUGAAAUGUUAGGAAACUUAAAAGAAUUUAUUUCUGUAGUACAAGAUGGUCUCGCUUCUAACAGCAAUAUAAGACAAACACUACAAGAAGUGCAAAAAAUAAAAAACAUUUUUAAGGACAAGCAAAAGGUGCCGAGCGAAGAUCACGUAAAUUAUGGAGCUGGUGGUGCUUUACUGGAGAAAUAUCAAGAAGAUUGGAGAGAACUACAUGAAAAUGCCGAUAAAAAUGCUAGGGCUGCCGAUGAAGUUGACAGAUUAAUAUUAGAACUACACAAUACUACAAAAGCCAAACUGCAAUCUGCAAAUGAAUUGAGCCAAUGUUUAUCUCAUUUACCAAGUUUGACUGCUACGGUGGCACAAUGUAUGGACAGUCUAAAAAACGUGCAGACGUUGUUGAAAACCGUAGAAGACGAUUUAGUGCAAUUUGAAGAUAUUAUUGAGAGAAGUAAGAUGGAAAGUUGGAAAUUGGAUCAUCAAUAUCAGCUGACUUUGUACAAAGAGAAAAAAAUGGCUGCAUUGGAAAAUAUAAGAAGUGAACUAGUUAAGAAGAACACAGAACAAAGUUAUGAAAAGGAAAAACAGCAUUUGGCAGAGUUGCAUGUGAGGAGAGAUAACAGUUCACUGGCGUUCCAGCAUGAUAUGGCUAAGUUCUUGACCAGUGGAAGUGUACCUUUAGGUACUUCUUCACCAAAAACAACUUUAGAACAAGUGCAAUUGGAUGAAGAUCAAACGGAUUUGGAGAAGUUUCUUGAUAGUUGAUAUCUAGUAGUUUACUUUAGUAUAAUGCUAAAUCU
Messenger RNA from Chilo suppressalis (striped riceborer), 866 nucleotides. NCBI's taxonomy places the organism in Eukaryota, Metazoa, Arthropoda, Insecta, Lepidoptera, Crambidae. The record is from the annotation of a GenBank genome assembly.